AUGGAGGGCCCAGACCCCUCCCAGACUCCCUUCAUCCGAACCAGUCUCCCGACCACCAGCAGCAGGCCCCCCACCGCUGUCCCCUGGACAGGGCCCUGUCUUCUGCAGGAGACCCACGGAUGGGGCACCCACCUCCCAGGGCCUGUGCCCGCACUCCCGGAUUUUUUGAAGCCCACGUUUCCCCAGCGCUCCCACUGGGGAGGCCACAAGGACUUGGUGACCCAUGUCAGGUCCCCGAACAAAGCCUUGAAAUCCAAAGAGCUGAGACUUAGGGUCCCCUUCACACACAAGCUGACUCGGACCCCGUUGCGGGCUGCUGAGGACCAGGACGUGGACCUGCCUGCUCCUUAUACCCAGACCCAUUCGGCGUUGCUCCUGUCUGGGCCUCAGGUAGGAGAGCGACCUGCGCACACCCCGGAGGCAGCAUCACAGGAGGGCUCCCUGGAGGAGGCGGCACCUCCCACUCCCCAAGGCAGCAGCCCUGGGGCUCCACAGGCCCUGGACAGCACUGACCAUGAUGUCCCUACAGAAGCUGUGACGUGCCAGCCUCAGGGGAACCCCUUGGGCUGUACCCCAUUACUGCCAAAUGGCUCCAGCCACCCCUCAGAGCUGAGUAGCACCAGGCGGGCUGGGAAUGGUGCUCUUGGGGGCCCCAAGGCCCACCGGAAGCUGCAGUCACAUCCGUCUCUGGCCAGCCAGGGCAGCAAGAAGAGCAAGGGCAGCACGAAGUCGGCCUCCUCCCAGAUCCCCCUGCAGGCGCAGGAAGACUGCUGUGUGCACUGCGUGCUGUCCUGCCUAUUCUGCGAGUUCCUGACACUCUGCAACCUGGUCCUGGACUGCGCCACCUGUGGCUCCUGCGGCUCAGACGAUGCCUGCCUGUGCUGCUGCUGCUGCUGCUGCGGGGCUGGCGGGGGCUCCGAGUGCACCGACUGCGACCUGCCCUGCGACCUGGACUGCGGCAUCCUGGACGCCUGCUGCGGCUCGGCCGACUGCCUGGAGAUCUGCAUGGAGUGCUGCGGCCUCUGCUUCUCCUCCUGACCGCCGAGAGCCCAGGCCGGGAGCACACGUGCCGGGACUGUCCGGGAGGGACAGGGCACCAGGGCUGCAGAACACUGUGAACCGCGGCAGGGGGACUUUCCUGGUGCCAUCCCAGCUGGAGGACAGCGAAAUGUGAAGCGAGCCCCUUCCCUGCCUGACGGGCCCCGCCGGUCCCUCCCUGCCCCACACAGUGAGCUGGAGGCCAGGCCUCGGGUGGGAAGACGGCACAGCGGGGCACGGAGGGAGGGUCUGCUCUAAUGGUCGCUGUAAAUAAAGAUGCUUGUCCAUCUCUGCGUCCUCCCGCCUGGUGCCAACUUCUCAAGAAAACACUCUCCACCCUUGCCCA
Molecule: messenger RNA, 1384 nt
Organism: Fukomys damarensis (Damara mole-rat)
Lineage: Eukaryota; Metazoa; Chordata; Mammalia; Rodentia; Bathyergidae
Gene: Mdfi
Product: MyoD family inhibitor
Exons: 6
Coding region: 1-1038 (345 amino acids)
Source: RefSeq, a predicted model, not a curated record